UUUGAUAGUCUACUGUGAUAGUCAUUUGUCAGUUUGUGACAGUCUUGACAACUUGUGUUGUCUAUGGUUUCAAAAAACAUUGAAACUGACAGAAUAAAGCAAUCACAUUUUCGUUUUAAACUGUAUAUUUUAAAAGCGAAGUUUUAAUUUCUUCUAUUUAAUGAGAUUUUCAACGAAUAUAUCUCAUUUUGAUACCGAAAAGCCGAACAAGUAAACCGAAAAAGUAAAUAUGGAAGUUCAAUAUGGACCGAACGCUAUUGACGAGCCGGAUCUUUUGUAUAAACUGCAACGCAAGAUUAAGGUUUUCAACACAAGCAGUUCUUUACCAAAUCGAGGCUAUAAUUUAGUCGCUAGCUGUAGUAAAUAUGGCAUUGUUUUUGUUCUUGCACCUAAUUCAAUAUUAUCAGCUUACUACUUAAAGGAUCUGAUGAACAAGGAGUGUGAGCCACAGCAUGUAUCAUUGAAGCUUCAAACAGAACCAACUCAUAUAGCUGUAAAUUGUGACCAAGAAUGGUUAGCAGUUAUAAGCAAAACUAUGCUCUUUGUGUAUAAGACUCUAGAUUUUCAAAAUCCGAAUGCAUCACCAUCAUUCUCUAUUAAAUUAGAUAUCAACCCAGCUACUUUUGUCUCAGCUGUGCAAUGGAAUCCUUGUAUAAUUGAUACUAUAGCCAUAGCCUUCUUUGACGGCACUUUACUUGUCAGUCAGGUUACUACUAUGCAAGUCAAGAAAAUGCAAUCUAAUGUCAGAUGCAUUUGCUGGAGUCCGAAAGGCAAACAACUUGUUACUGGUAAUAAUGAUGGCUCACUCUGUCAGUAUAAACCAGAUCUGUCACCAAUGAAAAUGGUACCAGCCCCAAAUCUAUUUGAUGGGGCUCCAAUUGAAGUUCUAGCUAUACAUUGGAUAUCAACGUACCAAUUUCUAGUUGUAUACAAACAUGCCACGGAUAAUGUAAGACCAGCUGUUACAAUUGUAAAUAUACCAAAGGGUGGUCAGCCAUCUUGUCUUAAUUUUGAAGAUAUUUGCUACAGUUUGGGCUCAACUAGACCAUGGUAUUACUACCUGUAUGGAUUAACACAAUGGAAUAUGGUACUAGCAUCAUCAUCUAAUAGUUCAGAGAUAGCAACUCUUGCUUCACUUGAUGGCUGUAGCUGGAAGCAAUGGUGUCAGAUUGAUGAAGCAAGGCCUGAAUUACCUUUGACAGACGGAAAUCAAGAUAACUAUCCAGUUGGUCUGUGUGUUGAUACUUGCGCUAUUCAUCAGUUGCCAUGGGGUGAGAAUCAGACAUUACCACCGAUGCCACUACUCCAUGUGUUAUCUCACACUGGAAUGUUGUCUAUUUUUAAUAUAAUCAACUUAAAGAAAGAUGCUGCAAUGUUCUGUGUACCACCACAGCAAAUUACUUUACCCGCUAAUGUUAUGACAAGUUCUAUUCCUGACGAUGUUCCUCACUCGGUGACAGUUACAUCUUCGGCUCCUGUCAGUCAACCUGUCUCACAACCAGUGCAACAAGUUCAAGCACCAACACCCGUCCAACCCCCACCAAUGACCAACCAGUCGGGGCAGUCGUUUGCAAACUUCUGUGCAGCACAACAGCAGUUGAUGAAGGAAGCUGAAGCUAUUACAGGAUUGUUUCCAGCCGCUCCUCCUCAGGUUCCUGAAAUAAAACCAAUUGAAACGAAACCACAAGCACCUGCCCCUCAGAACAUUGUUACUUCCACUCCUAAACCAACAAAAGUAGAGGUGUCCGAAGCCCAAUCACCGAUACAACAAACACAAGAGAUGAACGCAGCACUGAAAAGUGAACAGGAGAGAGUUAACAAGCUGAAAGUCAAUGAGGAACUAAUGAAUAUGUUGAUACGAGAAGUUAAUGACUUCCAAAUGGAAUUGUACAAGUUUCAAGUGAAGACCAGAGAGGCUCAUAUAAAGUUGCAACAAGAGAUAGAAUCAAUGGGAUCAAAUAUCAACAUUAAAUCUCAAGACAUUAUACAAUUGAAGAAAGACAGCGCUGUCAAUGAGAUUCGCGAAACUAUCAUAAUGUUAAAGUUGGAUCUUGUACGAGUCUGUGCAGCGGUGGCUGAAGCUCGGACACAUGCGGAGACAAGACAAAUGCACGAAUGGACUCAAGCGGAUCCCCUUACAAUGAAGCGAGUGUCCGCUAUCAAGAAGCUUGCCUACUACGUACAAACUCAGUUAGAUCAAGCUCACAAAGCACUCGACCAUAAGUGGAAUGAAAUGACUUCCAAGACGCAGUACGAAAGACCAGGAGAACGUAUGCUUCGGCCGAUACUCGACGAUAUCUAUCAACCACUUGUAAAACAACAAGAAAUACUGACACGACAAAAGGCGGUACUCAAAACGUUACGAAAUACUCUAAAAGAAUGCGGAGAUGUUGCACCCAUGUUGAAAUCAACAUCCAUAUUGAGAAGCACACCAUUUAGAAACAAAGCAGAUCCCAUCUCUAAAGUGACAAAAAGUAUUCACAAUAUGAGCUUGGAGCCCGAACAAGAAAGAGGAGAACAGAUGAUGUCAAAUCAGAAGCUUGAUGCACUAAGAGACAUGCUGUCAAAUCACAAAACUGUCAAGAUUAAACCUGUCAAUAUCGAGCUGGGAGAAAAGUUAACGGAAAUGAGAAUAAAGUACGAGAACAGUGUGAAAGAAAGGAAAGCAAUGCUGGAAAAACAACAACAAAUUGUGGUCAAACAAGAGUCCCAAACUUCUAAAGUAAAACAAGAGAUAAAACCUGAUGUAUCCAUAAAGCGGGAAACAGAAGUAAUAAAAUCUGAACCAAAGAAUGAAACAGCAAUGACUUCAGUAUUAAAUGUACCCUCUUACAAACCAUUUAGUAAUGUACAGUCAUACAAACCUGGAAUGGCUAAUGUUACUAGAACACUAUUUACAGAUGAACCAAAACAGGAGCCAGUUAAGUUUCAACCGAAACCAGUUCCAGUGCAAACAGCGGCUAUGCCGGAACAAAAGCUACAAAAUAUGGCUGUCACCAGUACCACUCUAAGUCUGCUCAAAGACAUGCUACAGAGUAAAUCUCAAGCUAAUGCUGAAGCUAAAAAUGAUGCUAACACGUUUAUGGGACAAUCUAUAUGCACACCUACUGGAUUUACUUGUAUAAUAUCGUGUAUCACAAAAAUAUUUUCAGUGUCCAAAACAGCAACGUCGGUAGCAGCUAACAUUGCUGAAAUCGAAAAAAUGCGUAAUAAAAUGCAGUUACCAUCAGCGACUACCAAACCAAUAUUAUUUGGUACUAACAUUAAAUCUAGCGAGACAGGCGAGGCGGAAGGUAAUACCUCAAAUAAACCUCUUGGAGAGAAGACUGUCACUAAUGUAUUCAGUUUAAAACCAACUGCUUUAGCAGCUGCAAAAGUCCUUAAUGUACCAGACAUAGUAAAAACCAGCAACCAAGCUGCAACAAAAGUAGAGGCGAAGACUAAAGAAGAAUUGAAAGAUAAAGAAAAAUCAACGGCAAAACUAAAAGAAAAUGUUGCCGAAAAGGAAAACAAAAAGGUACUAAAUGAGCCCGAAAAACUGUCUGAUGAUAAGAAAGAUGAAGCAAAAUCAUUUAAUUUAUCUAAUAAUCCAAGAGCUGUUUUCUCAUUACCAUCAUCAUUGCAAAUUUCCAAAUUGCAAGUGGCCUCGACAACACAAGCUACUUCAGUUAUUUCAUCGCCAAUGACGUCUUCAACAUCCACAAAAGAAUCAACACAAGUUCAAAAAUCUGAACCGGUUGCAACACCAUCUUCGAUAUUCGGCGCUGCGUACACUGCGGAGAAGCAGCAGAAUUCUGACAGCAAGCCAACAUCUCCAACCGGAUCUAUAUUCGGAACAAAAUCAACAUCGAAUAUAUUUGGAACCAGUAUCUUUGGAACAUCGACUGCUACUACAACAACUACUUCGACUGCAAAGUCUAUUUUCGGUAGUGCUGUAUUGUCAACUACUUUCCCCACGUCUUCUUCAGCAUCUGUAACAGAAUCGAAAACUUCGGCUUCUGACUCUAAAACAGAUGCAACAAAAACCCAGGCACCAACACAAAUCACACCUUCGACUACCACUUCUACCGCACCCACUACCACCACCAAAACCCAACCAGUAGACAAUACUACUGACACAACUGUAACACAGAGUUCAUUGACCGCAUCAACGGCGGCGCCUGCUUUAACAGCCACGUCUACAGCCAGUGUAUUUGUAAGUGUUCCCACAACUACACAAAGUAUAUUGAGUACCUCCACAACUGCUGCAGGUGCACCCACCACGACCCAACAAUCAAUUUUUGGUGGUGCUACAACACAAUCGUCUAUCAUCGAAAAAUCGACGCCUUCACAAGCCUCGAUAUUCGGAUCUACGACACCAACGACUCAAAAUUCCACAGCCCCCACUACUACACAAGCUUCAAUAUUUGGAACUAUCACGGCGACAACUCAAGCUUCCAUAUUCGGAUCACCCGCUACAACAACUCAAGCUUCGAUAUUCGGGUCUCCGACUUCAACGACACAAGCUUCCGUAUUUGGAACUGCCACAACAACAACACAAGGCUCUAUAUUUGGAACUUCUACAGCAACAACAGAAGCUUCAAUAUUUGGAACUUCAACAGCAACAACACAAGCAUCAGUAUUUGGAAUUACUCCAGCAACAACACAAACUUCAGUAUUCGGAACUCCCACAACAACAACAACACAGGGGUCAAUUUUCGGUACUCCGACUCCGACAACACAAAGUUCGAUAUUUGGAACUCCCACUGCAACAACACAAGCUACGAUUUUCGGAACUCCCACUGCGACAACACAAGCUUCGAUAUUUGGAACUCCCACUGCGACAACACAAGCUUCGAUAUUUGGAACUCCCACUGCGACAACACAAGCUUCGAUAUUUGGAACUCCCACCACCACAACACAAGGCUCGAUAUUCGGAACACCAACAACAACACAGUCUUCGUCAUUGUUCGGCGGCGGUGAAGGAAAUUUAUUUGCUGCAGCCACUAUAUCUACUACGAGCGCAGCGACUCCGGCUAGCGGAGGAAAUAUUUUUGGAGGCAGUUCCGGUUCAAUAUUUGGUGGUGGUAAUACAAAUGUAUUUGGAGGCAAAACUACUUUCGGACAACCCAACCAAUCAGCAGCGUCCAUAUUCGGAACAGCGAACGCGUCUCUCAAACAAGAUAGUACUUCAAAUAACUUCUGGGGCAGUGGCAAUACAAGUGGAAGUACAUUUGGAUCUUCUGGGUUUGGUCAACAAGCUACAACUCAAGCAUCCAUAUUUGGCAGUAGUGGCGGCAGUUUUAGUGCACCGUCUACCGGCCAGCCACUAGGCAGUCCUCAAGCUGGUGCCUUUGGAGGAGGAGAAGCGAAGUCAGUCUUUGGUACUCCUCAACAACAAACUGCACCAGCUUUUGGCGGUUCACCUGUAUUCGGUUCGAAGCCAGUUUUUGGACAAUCUGCGAGUUUCGGUUCGUCUGCUAGUUUCGGUGGCUUCGGUGGGUUGAAUAAGAGCCCUACUAGUGGAUUCGGAGCGCCGGCGACUUUCGGCGGAGCCCCCGCAUUCGGAGCCCCUGCCUUUGGUAGCACUUCACCAGGGAAAGUAUUCGGAGGUGCAGCAUCAACUCCUGGUUUUGGUUCACCAACGCAAUCGAAUUCAACAUUCGAAACUUUAGCGAGUCAGAACACGAUUACUUUCGGUAACUUGGCGCAACAAUCCGCUCAACAAAACCAACCCCAGCCUAGUUUCAAUACGUCACCAUCAUUCACUGGUUGGCGCGGCUGAUUGUACUACAAGGAGCGUGCGACGCGAAAGUCAAUACAAUUUUUUAUAUAUUUUAUCCUGUAUUUUAUAUACCAUGAUGCAAAUUAUCUUGACUUGGAGAUGUUAAGUGCUCACUUAAGCAGUCCCUUAGUGCAAAACAAA
Messenger RNA from Papilio machaon (common yellow swallowtail), 5905 nucleotides. It is a transcript of the gene Nup214, whose product is annotated as nuclear pore complex protein Nup214. NCBI's taxonomy places the organism in Eukaryota, Metazoa, Arthropoda, Insecta, Lepidoptera, Papilionidae. Gene Ontology annotation, biological process: RNA export from nucleus; protein import into nucleus. The coding region runs from base 230 to 5764 and encodes 1844 amino acids. The transcript is spliced from 27 exons. Gene Ontology annotation, molecular function: protein binding; structural constituent of nuclear pore. The record is from RefSeq and is a predicted model, not a curated record. Gene Ontology annotation, cellular component: nuclear pore.